UGGUGUCGAUGUUGUGCCAGAGGAGACUCACAACCUGUGUAUGAGGCAGAAUCUCUUCUUAGCACAUACCCAAAAGCAUCGUUAAGAGCAGCAAUCCUAAAGUCUCAACCUCCUUUGAGACUACUACAUCUUAAAAGAGCACCUUCAGCUCUAAGAAAACAGUGGAAUUAUACUGGCCCUAUGCAGUCAAGAAGCAUCUUAGCUCAUACAAAACAUGGUAGGCAAAGCUUGGCUGCAGAAUCCCUGUUUGGAAGCCCAACUCUAGGUCAGAGCCCUGAGCCUUGGAGCAAUCAGAUUGUAGGCUUCAGAAGAAUGAAGAUAUUUGAUACCAACCAGGAAUGUAACAUGCCUUACUCCUGUGCUUACUGCGAACUGAUCCGUUCUUCUGUAUCAUUUCACUUCAGGGAAAGAGAUACUGACAAAGAUGGGAAGGUUAAUUUUAAAGAAUUUUUCCAUGGGCUCUUUGAUUUGGUAAGAAACUAUGAUGAAGAGGAUCAUAAUUCUUCACACGAGUCUCAUGGUUCAGAGGAGUUCCCUGCUAGAAAGUUAUUUGCGCAGUUUGACAAAGAUGGUGAUGGAUAUUUGUCCGAUGUUGAACUGCUAUCUAUUAUUGGAAAAAUUCAUCCAUCAGAGCAUUACUAUGCCAAGCAACAAGCACAUUAUAUCAUAUCACAG
Molecule: messenger RNA, 675 nt
Organism: Ilex paraguariensis (yerba mate)
Lineage: Eukaryota; Viridiplantae; Streptophyta; Magnoliopsida; Aquifoliales; Aquifoliaceae
Source: the annotation of a GenBank genome assembly